Messenger RNA from Abrus precatorius (Indian licorice), 5024 nucleotides. RefSeq names its product zinc finger CCCH domain-containing protein 19. Lineage: Eukaryota; Viridiplantae; Streptophyta; Magnoliopsida; Fabales; Fabaceae. The transcript is spliced from 10 exons. Gene Ontology annotation, molecular function: protein binding; metal ion binding; DNA binding. The record is from RefSeq and is a predicted model, not a curated record. Bases 259 to 4752 code for a protein of 1497 amino acids.
CAUCGUUAUUGUGAGAAGGGAGCAAGGGUAGUUUGGUCUUUCGGAAACACACAACUCAGAGAGAAGAACCACUUCGCUAUGCAAACGCACCCAUCUCUCUGCCUCUGCGACCGCGCGUCCCAAUUCGUUACCCUCUUUUAUAGCCCACACAACACAAAUCCCCUUUCAUUUUUCUUUUCCUUUUCAUUUUCAUUUUAAUAACUUAAAUUUUUCCUAAAUUCAAUUCCAUCUCCUUAGGGAUUUCAAUCCCUCUUCCAUAUGGAUGCCGACGACGACGAAGCUCAACUCCCAAAACACUCCCCACAAUGCCACGCUCGCCUGCAAAAUCUUCCCGACGCCGCCGUAGGGGAUUUUCCGCCGGCACAGCUCCACGCCGGAGACCUUGAGGCUGUGACCGCGGAGUUGAGUGAAGCCAACGCCGAUGCGACGAAGGAGAAGGGAACGGGGAAUGAAGGAACCGAUGCGGCUUUGGAGACGGAGAAGGUGGAAGGCGAAGGGAGUUUCCCAAUUCAUAAGGAAGAGACCGAGGAUGGGAAGAUGAAUGAAGGUGCUUUGAUGGAACAAGAAGAAGAACGCCAAGAAGACGAUGCUUUGUUAGAACACGAAGAAGAACGCCAAGAAGAUGACGCUUUGUUGGAACACGAAGAAGAACGACAAGAAGAUGAGGCUUUGUUGGAACAAGAAGAACACCAAGAAGACGAUGCUUUGGUGGAACAAGAAGAGGAAGAACAGCAAGAGGACGAGGCUUUGAUGGAACAAGAAGAAGAGCACCAACAAGUAGAAGAAGAAGAGGAAGAAGAAGCUGGUGCUGAUGGGGAUGGUGGUAUGGCAAUGGCAGAAGAUACAGAGGGUGCAGAGGAGAUAGAGGAGGAGAAGAGUGCGAGUGUCAGUGGUGGGAAGAGGAAGCGUGGGGCUGGGAAGAAUGCUAAGUCUACAGGGAGAGUUGCAUCCAAGAAAAAGAUGGAAGAGGACGUUUGUUUUAUUUGCUUUGAUGGGGGUGACCUUGUGCUUUGCGAUCGCAGGGGAUGCCCCAAGGCCUACCAUCCUUCUUGCGUUAAUCGUGACGAGGCCUUCUUUCGAGCCAAGGGAAAGUGGAAUUGUGGUUGGCAUCUUUGCAGCAACUGUGAAAGGAAUGCAUACUAUAUGUGCUAUACAUGUACAUUUUCUUUGUGCAAGGUAUGCAUCAAAGAUGCUGUUAUCUUAUGUGUUAGAGGAAACAAGGGCUUUUGUGAGACAUGCAUGAGAACCGUGAUGUUGAUUGAACAGAAUGAACAAGGAAACAAUAUGGGGCAAGUAGAUUUUGAUGACAAAAACAGCUGGGAAUAUCUCUUCAAGGACUACUACAUAGAUCUGAAAGAAAAACUAUCUCUAACAUUUGAUGAACUAACUCAAGCUAAAAACCCUUGGAAGGGAUCUGAUAUGCUUCCUUCAAAAGAGGAAUCACCGGAUGAACUUUUUGAUGCCAGUAAUGAUAGAGGAUCAGAUUCAGAUAGCUCAUAUGAGAAUGUAGAUUUGAAUCAUUCUAAAAGAAGAAAGGCCAAGAAAAGGGCAAAGUCCCAUUCCAAAGAAGGUAAUUCAUAUAGUGCUGUGAGAAUGCUUGGUGCUGAUGGGCCAUCUGGAGAUGACAGCUCUGACUGGGCUUCGAAAGAGCUUUUGGAGUUUGUCAUGCACAUGAGAAAUGGAGACAAAUCUGUUUUGUCUCAGUUUGAUGUCCAGGCUCUUCUGCUAGAGUAUAUUAAAAGAAAUAAACUUCGAGAUCCACGCAGAAAAAGUCAGAUUAUUUGUGAUGCAAGACUUCAAAAUCUGUUUGGUAAACCAAGAGUAGGACAUUUUGAAAUGUUAAAACUUCUUGAAUCCCAUUUCCUUCUAAAAGAGGAUUCUCAGGCUGAAGAUCUGCAGGGAAGUGUUGUUGACACUGAAAUUAGUCAUUUGGAAGGUGAUGGGAAUCCCAAUUCAUAUGUCAAAGCUGGCAAAGAUAAGAAACGCAAAAAUCGUAAGAAGGGUGAUGAGAGAGGACUUCAAUCUAAUGUUGAUGAUUAUGCAGCCAUUGAUAAUCAUAAUAUUAAUUUAAUUUAUCUAAGACGUAAUUUGGUGGAAGAUCUACUUGAAGAUACCGAGAAGUUUCAUGAUAAAGUUGUUGGUUCUUUUGUGAGAAUAAGAAUUUCUGGUAGUGGUCAGAAGCAAGACUUGUAUAGGCUGGUUCAGGUUGUAGGUACAUGCAAAGCAGCAGAGGCAUAUAAAGUUGGUAAAAGGAUGACAGAUAUCUUGCUAGAAAUCUUAAAUUUAAACAAGACAGAGAUUGUAUCGAUUGAUAUUAUCUCUAACCAGGAGUUCACAGAGGAUGAAUGCAAGCGUCUCCGUCAAAGCAUAAAGUGUGGCCUCAUAAACCGGCUAACUGUGGGUGACAUUCAGGACAAAGCAUUGAUACUUCAGGCUGUUAGAGUAAAAGAUUGGCUCGAAACAGAGAUAGUGCGGCUGAGUCAUCUUCGUGAUAGAGCUAGUGAGAAAGGACGCAGAAAAGAGCUCAGAGAAUGUGUAGAGAAAUUGCAGCUGUUGAAAACACCAGAAGAACGUCAACGGAGACUGGAGGAGAUUCCAGAAAUACAUGUGGAUCCAAAUAUGGAUCCAAGUUAUGAGUCUGAAGAAGAUGAAGAUGAAAUGGAUGAUAAAAGACAAGAAAACUACAUGAGACCUAGAGGGUCUGCUGCCUUUGGAAGGAGGGGGAGAGAAAUUGUUUCUCCUAGAAGUGGUUCUAUUUCAAGUGAUCCUUGGAGUGGAACAAGGAAUUAUUCUAACGUGAAUCAGGAACUUAGCAGAAAUUUGUCUAAUAAGGGAUUUUCAAUCAAAGGUGAUAAUGCUUCUAAUGCUACUGAGGUACUAAAUGAUGUUCAAUUGCACCUGGGAAGAGACAGAGAAUCUCAACUAUCCAAUAGCUGGGAAAGGCAAAAGCUAUCUUCAAGCUUGGAAAGUGGUGCUAAAACUACCCAAUCAUUGGUAACAUCAGAGCCUUUUUCUACUGCUGUGUUAGAAGCUUCUGCAGCACCAUCUUCUGCUGGAAUAGCUCCCCCAGCUGUGAAAAUUAAUGAAACAGAAAAGAUGUGGCAUUACCAGGAUCCAUCUGGAAAAGUUCAGGGACCAUUUUCCAUGGUGCAGCUACGUAAAUGGAGUAACACAGGAUAUUUUCCUGCUGAUUUGAGGAUUUGGAGAAGCACUGAGAAGCAGGAUGAAUCUAUACUCUUAACGGAUGCCUUGGCAGGGAAGUUUUCUAAAGAACCAUCAAUGGUGGAUAAGGCCCAAACGGUGCAUGAUUUACAUUACUCAUCCUCAUUCUCUAGGAAGUCUGCACAACAGGGUAUAGAAGGUCAAGUCGGAGAAAGGCCAACAUUUGAUCAAAAUAGUGGAUCUUGGAAUUCACAUGGUACUCUGGGUUCUCCUGGACAAACCAAUGGAGGAAGUUGGAGAUCUAAAGAUAAUAUGAUUUCUUUAGCAAGUAGAACUCCAUUAGCAGUUGAGGUCCCGAAAAACCCAGCAAAUGGCUGGGGGUCUGAUACUGGUGUUAGAAAUGAAUCAACAAAUCUUCCUUCACCUACUCCCCAGGUUACUCCUGGUGGGACUAAGGGGCAGGCUUUUGAAAAUAAAUGGUCACCAACACCUGUCCAGGUGGCUGGGUCUCUCUUAGGCAAUUCAUUCCCAGGCGGUCAUGCAGGUAUGCAGGCUGCUGUGGUAAUGCACCAAGAGAAUGUCGUACAGAAUGCUGAAAAAGGUUCAAGUUCACAACCUGGGAUGACUCAAGCUUCUACAGAUACUACUCAGUUACAUCCUCAAGCAACAGCAAUGGCACCUGUUCUGGCUUCAGGUGUUGACAUUAAAAUGGCAAGUGCAAAUAUGCAAAAUCAGGUUGUGAGUAGCCACAACACUCAUGCUGAAGUUCAAGGUUGGGGUUCUGCUGUGGUUCCAAAGCCAGAACCACAGGCCUGGGGAGUUGCAUCGUCUCAAAGGAUAGAACCAAGUAAUCCUGCAACUAUGCCUACCCAGCCCACUUCCCAUGGCCCCUGGGGUGAUGCUUCGUCUGUCCAGAACGCUGCCUCUUUUAGCACUGGAAAUCCAACUGGGAGUUUAACCACACCUGGAUUUCUGGGCAUGACUACACCUGAGCCUUGGAGACCACCAGCUUCAAGUAGUCAAUCAAACAUUACAGCUCCUCCAGCACCAGCUCCAGCUAAUAUGCCUUGGGGCAUGGGCAUGCCAGGAAAUCAGAAUAUGAGCUGGGGUGGGGCUCUACCUGCCAAUAUGAAUGCAAACUGGAUGCCUGGGCAGGUUCCACCACCUGGAAAUACAAAUCCCGGAUGGGUUGCUCCAACUCAGGGGCUACCUCCAGUGAAUGCAGUUGGCUGGGCUGGACCUGGUCAAGUACGUCCCCAUGUAAAUGUGAACGCAGGUUGGGUUGUGCCUGGUCAAGGGCUAGCACCUGGAAAUGCCAAUCCUGGUUGGGCUGCAUCGGCUGGGAAUCCAAGCAUGUGGGGAGGGGAGCAAAGUCAUAAUGGAGACAGGUUCCCCAACCAAGGGGAUCGUGGUACCCAUGGUGGAGAUUCUGGUUAUGGAGGUAAAUCUUGGAACAGGCAGUCAUCAUUUGGCAGCGGAAGCAGAGGAGGUUCUUCCAGGCCUCCUUUUGGGGGACAAAGAGGACUCUGCAAGUAUCAUGAGAGUGGACACUGCAAGAAGGGUGCUUCCUGUGAUUUUCUACACACUUAGUUGUAGGGCUAAUUAGCAGCAGAGAAACAUCUCUUACUGUACAGUAUUUUCCCAUUUCAUGGCUAAACAUUGUAUAAGGAUGUGUCAUGUAUGUAGAACUUAGUUCAUUGUAGUAUCUCGUUAAUUUGUCUUGCAUAUUUAUCUUUUUUGGGCCAUGUAUUCCUGUAUUGGAGUUGACCGAUGCGAGAGUUGACUAGUUACAGAAGUUGAAAUGGCUUUAGAUUAAUAAUAACAACUGGAAGUUGACGUUGUAGGUUUUAUUUUUCGAAGUU